AGUUUGAAACCAAACAUCUAAGUGAUUGCUCGUUUGAUAUCGCAACAAAAUUUAUUUUUCAUAGGAUACAUCACUUUUGUAAAGGUCGUGGCAUUGAUGGGUAACCAACCGCUCUAUGACUCGGAAGGUCUAUUUCCUAAAGGGAAUCUACUACUAAAGAUCGUUCUGAGUAAUGGCAAAGUACAUCAAGCGGAGCUGAAUGGAAGUAAAUACCAAGGUCACCAACACGAAGAAGACUUAAACACCGAAAGUGAUUUUAAGCCGCCACUCAUCUGCACUCGUGAAGAAAUAAGAAAAGUUCAUCUCACGGCUCAAGGAAAUAAUAGAUGGUACGUUGCUUCGAUCGAUACCUACACCGCGGGAUCGCAUAGAACCUUCACUAAGCUGACCAAUGAUCCAGGCUUCAGUAUGUGGGUGGACGGCAAUGAAGAACAUCAUUACCCAUACCACGCCAAAGAGCACCUCCUCACCUAUGCUGUCGCAGGAUCCUGUAUCACGUACAUACGCGUUGAGGCAAGGACGAAGGAAGGCAUGAAAGAAGAUGGUUCCUCAAAAAUGGAUAGAAAGAGCUACUUCAUUAUCCUUGUUCUAACGCAGGACCAAAAUCUUCGGGCAGAACUUGUGGGAUAUGAGUUACGAAGCCAAUCCUCUGUGCUAGAGCUGAACUUCGUUAGCCGAUUUCAAACCAAAAGGUGCGUUCCGAUAUCCGAAAUUAAAGAAGUACGCCUACAAACUCAUCAUCAAGGAAAUGAAAAUUGGUACAUAUCAUCCAUUCAAACUUCUGCUAAGACUGGUGAGGAGCAGUACAUGGAUUUGACAAGUGAUCCACACCUUAACAAGUGGUUUAGAGAGAACGAUUCGAAAGAAAUCAAACUAAAAUGGAUACAUCUAGAGACCCUUACCUGUGAAUACGGAAACCCAACGUGCGAAUGCAUGGAACACGCAGAAAUUUGUGAAUUUAAUCUUGAAAUUGAUGAAAUUCAAACCUUCACCAGCUAUCAAAAGUUAUCAGACGAUGGACCUACAGGAUUAGCUGUGCGCGGAACCGAGGGAGUGAGCUAUUAUUUCGAUGAAAACGGAAUACCUUUGCCACUGCAGUUUGAUAGAAUAUGUUCAACAUUUGACCCAGACGAAUGCACUUAUCCCCAGUAUGUAGAUGGUAAAUCGUACCGUAUGGUAAUAGCGGUCAAUGGACGAGUUCCUGCACCUACCUUAAUAGUUUACGAAGGGCAAAAGGUUAUUAUUCAUGUUCACAACAAUCUCAGCACUGAAGGUAUUUCAAUUCACUGGCAUGGAAUGCAUCAGAGAGGAACACCUUGGAUGGAUGGUGUUGGCCAAGUCACUCAAUGUCCGAUAGGACCAUCAUCAAGCUUUUCAUACGAGUACACUGCUAGUCCUUCUGGAACGUUUUGGUACCACUCCCACAGUGGUGCACAGAGAACAGAUGGCUUCUAUGGUGCACUUGUAGUCAAAGAAAACAAAUCAAGGUUGAACGAUAUAAGAACAGAACUGAACGCUGAAUUUCAAGAUCGUCCAGAUCAACACACCUUAACGCUUCUAGACUGGCAAGUGGAGGCAUCUUUAGACCUGUUCACUCAGAACCUAGCAGGCUUGGGCUUUUAUCCAGGCAAGCCGCCUGGCGAAGUACCAACUCCAUCUGAUCAACAGUAUAGUGCUACUCGUAGUUUUGACAAUGGCGGAGCUGGACCUAUCCCGUACUUCUCUGGAAUCAUAAAUGGCAAAGGCAGACAUGUCGAUGUUCCAUACAACAAAACCAGACUGAGUAUAUUCACUGUUAAGUGCGGAGAGUUAUAUCGCUUUCGGCUUGUAGGAGCCCAAGCGCUUUAUUCCUACACCUUUUCCAUUGAUGGCCAUAAACUGACUGUGGUCGGCACUGACGGCUAUUGGAUUGAACCCGAAAAAGAGGUUGAUUUCAUCAUGAUCCAUCCCGGAGAGAGAUACGACUUUCUACUCGAUGCAAAAGAGGGAAUAAAAGACUACUGGAUUCGUGCUGAGACUAUGGAGAUUGAUCAAAAUGGCCAAGGGCCGCCUUACAAGUCACUAGGACAUGUGGCAGAAGCUAUUUUGCACUACAAACGGCGUGAAGAUUCACUUGAUCCAGAUGUCAAUGUGCCGUCGCAUAGAUAUGAAGAAAUCAAAAACAAUUCUCCUCUCAGAGUGUGCACCCAGGAGAAUCCAUGCAAAGCAGUGAACUGCCCAUUUAAAAACUUUCAUUCUUCAUACAACAUUACCUGUACUAAUGUAGACGAGCUGCGUUUACUUGAGCCAACUCCACCUGGGGAACUUCCAAAUGCAAACCCUAACAGCCAAUGCCGAAAUUGCACACAUUUCAUCAAUUUUAAUUUUGAAGGUGAAUCUCAAACUAGUUCAGUGAACGGGCGCAAUUUUAUACUUCCUUCCUUUCCACCCCAAACCCAGUAUAACGAUUUUCGAGAAAAAGACACGAUCUGUAACCUAACGGCUGACUGCAAUCCAUCGACACUCGAGUGCUCAUGUGUGCAUAUGAUAGACAUUCCAUACAACGAAACUGUUCAAAUGGUGUUUUCAUCAAUUGGUGCUUCUCCUAGUGCUCAUCCAAUUCAUCUCCAUGGCCAUACGUUUCACGUAGUUGCCGUUGGAUAUCCAGAGUAUGACAAUACUACUGGUUAUGUUAAAAAACCCAACAGUGAUAUAUCCUGCGCUGAUGUUAACUGCACUAAAGAAGGGUGUGUGAAGGAACGUUGUACCAGACCAAGCUGGAGGACGGAGCCAAUGAAUUUUACCAUCAAUCACCGCACGAUCAGAAAGGACACAGUAAUGGUCCCUGCUGGCGGCUACGUUGUUAUUAAUUUUCUUUCUGAUAAUCCAGGCCAGUGGUUUCUUCACUGUCACAAAGAAUUGCACCAACUUGAGGGAAUGGCACUUAUUGUCAAUGAGGCUUUGGAGGAGCAGGGCAAGCCACCCGACGGCCUGAACAAGUGUGGAGACGUUGAUUUGAGUUAUGAUGAGAUCGGUUCGGGGGAAGAACCGACUGUCAAUGAAGAUUUCGAGGAGUAACGCAACUUGCAAUUGAAAGCACCUGAUGGCAUGAGCAAGUGUGAAGACUUUGAGAUAAGUCAUAAUAAAACUGAAUCAUAAUUGCCAAUCACGAAGCUAAUGCUCGAAAAACUAUUUCAAAAAGGAUAGGUCCCGACAUUCUUAGAAGCUAUUAACCUCAACAAAACUACUACUUGAAAACAUUCGGUAACAAUGUGCGUGCUAAGAUCCAGAAUUAAGUAUUUUACAUUAGAGUGGGCCAAAUCGAAUACUCGGUAACAAGUGAGAAGUGCUUUUUGUAUUCUUAGGCUUUACUGGAUUGUUUCAUAACUUCAUAAAUAAACAACUCAGUUAUACGCGCAUUUUUUGAGAUUUAAAACUAAGCAUGUUAGACUAGUGUGAAACAAAUGUGGGACUAGUGCUAGACUAGACAAGUGUGACAUAAUUUGUAAGAGGUAUUUUUUUGUUUAUAUGGCCUUUGCCGAGUAAUUACAAAAUUUUUUUAUGAGUAUUAUAUCACCGACGUGAUUUUUUGUGGAUCUUUUAAGAUCCAGAAUUAAGUAUUUUACACCGGAGUGAGUCAAUUUGAGUACCCAGUGACAGUAGAAUUUGUUUGCACCUGUGAGCUUUCUUGUAGUUUUUUUUACUUUUAUCACCUCGUUACAGCGACGAUUUCUAUUACAGGAGGCUCGUAAUGAUUUAAGCGUCUGUAAAACUAUAGCAUAUGCUGUAUGAUCAAAGACAAAUCAUUUAGAAAGGUUAAAUUCAGAGAUACUCUGACACUUAAUCGGUCAUCAAGUUUUAUUACAAAUUAAUUUUUUUUGAGUUUUCAACGAUAGAAAACGUUUUUUAAGAAGGUCAUAUGCAACGUAUGACGAACUGGGAAAAUACUCACUGUAAUAAAUUUGUUUGAUUCAUUGAUUUCAACUAUUUGGGGUGACGGAAGAAACAGAAACUUACUAAUGGCCCUACCCUCCCCUUCCCUUCUCCUUUGGCCACGCCCUCUCCUUCCCCCUCCCCCCAUCAUUAUUCGGAGGUCCGGUGCAAAAUUAAAAGGAAAAAAAAGAUAUUACUAGAAAUCUGUUGCUUGAUAAAUUGACUCCACUGUUUACCUAUACUCUUUUGUUAGGAGCGACGGAAGAAAGGCAGUCACUCACAACCCCACCCAUACCCCCCCCCCCCGAAAAAGGGUGAAAAUUAGAUUUUAAGUUUACGUUUUCCUAUUUUUUAAAACCAAUGAAAGGUUAACCCUUUAACUCCCAAGAUCUCAUCAGUAAUUCUCCUUACUGUCUGCCACACAGUUCUUGUGAUGUUAGUUUGGAGAAUUUGGUAUUGAAUCAACUCAUUAUCCCCUAAUUGAUAACUCUAUGAAUUCUCGUCACUCGUCUGCUUGAUAUUGUAUUGAUAUUGUAAGGAGAAAUUCUGUCUUGGUCACUCAUGGGAGUUGAAGGGUUAAAAAAAAUCUAGGGAACGCCCGUGCGAAUGGAAUUACACUCUUGUAUUCUCCUUGGAGUCAUUUUGAAAAUUUGUUUUCAAAAAUCCUUAUUUUCGUUUCCUUUAUUCCCUCUCAGUUCUCAAGUGACCUCAUGAACACAAAAUCUUUUAGAAAUACUCUUCUCUCUUAAUAAAGAAAUAAAUUCAUCCCCAUUUCUCUCCUUUCUUCGAUAACGUGGAAAACUGGACUCGUCAAGCUUAAUGUUGUCAUAAACGACGGAAAGAAUCAAAGUUAUUUUACCACCAACUAAAUAGAGUUUAUUCCAUGGAAAGUGCGCAAGAGCGAUUUCUAUUCACAAAUUCAAUUAAUUGGUGUAAUUAACGUACCUUUUUGCAGAACAAAUAGACUGAAGAAUAGUUUUAUCAUGUACAACGCGGCUAUUUCCUAAUAGCCUUAUCAUGUGUAACACGAAAUUUAAUAUACAUAUAUAGUAUCUCUCUAUCUAUCCAAGUUGCGAUGCAUCAAAAAACGAAUAAAGGGGGUAAGUUUCUAAAGAAACUGUGGUGCUGCGUCGGUAUGAGAUAUAGCAGGUAAUUUAGUGUUAACAACUGAGUUGGAAACGUAAAUUAGCCACCGUAAAGGGAAAAAAAGCCGACGUUUCGAGCAUCAGUCCUUCGUCGAAGCGAUUGAAGGAAUUGUGAGUUAUGUGUGGGUUUAUAUGCAGAAAGUGGAGAUACGCUAUUGGUGGGAAUAUGGUGACGAGAAACCAGGAAUAAAUUAGUUGAAUGAAAAGCGCUCGUUGAUUCCGUGGGGAUUUAAAGGGGGCCGAUUUGGAAGAUAAAUUUUUGUUCUAGUGUUUUGCGGCUUUCCGAACUGCCUAGAUGUAUGGAAAAGUCGCAAACUGCUAUGCGCUGUUUAGAAUGAUUAGGGAGAUUAAAGUGUCUAGCGACUGGUUUGGAUGCGUCCUUGUCAUUUCUUUCCACGUCGCGAAGGUGUUCUUGGAAUCGGUCGUCUAAUAGUCUUCCUGUUUCGCUAAUGUAUAACUUAUUGCAAUAAGUGCAAGUUAUGCAGUAAAUACCUCCGCCAAUGUUAUUUACAGUAUAACUUGGGACGAUUAGAAUCAAUUGCUUCAUCAAUUUUAAUUAACUCGCAUUUACUGUCUGGUUCUAAUUCAAUUCAUCAGCCUUAUGACGUACGUAAUACAUGAAGCCAAUAGGCUGAAGAUGUACACAUCGAAGUUGUGCACAUUUUUUUUGAUAAUCUGGAUAUUCUGUUGCACCUUUUGUUUCAACGUCGACGACAAGAUACAACCAUGUAAGUUGAAUAUGUUGCUCUACUCAUUGUGACAUCAAUUGAUUAUCAAAUGAGAGCGAAAAUUGAAGGUCUCAUUCUUGACUUCGCGUCGAGGUUUCCUUCGAACAAAGCGCGUGCUCGAUCUUGUUUGGAUUUUCUCUCUAAAGAUUUGACUAGUUCGUCUCACUUCUAGCCAUAAUAAAUUCCUUGCUUAUUAGUGAAGAGUAGUUGCGUUACAUCAAGAUAACACAUUCUUGCUGAAAAAUUUCUGUUGUCUCAGUAGAUAACAUACUUCAUUUUAUCUCUCAGUUAGAAGGUAUGCCAUGACUGGUGAAUCAAGCGGGCCUUAUUUCACUGUGAGGCUCGCUAAACUCAAAACUUUGUUUAAUUGAAAUCCUUCCCCUCUACUUGAACCCAGAGAUACAACAAAUAUCUUACUGACCUAAUUUCCAAGGCACAGAUCCUCCUUUUCCAGCUGGGGUUCAUGGCCCAAGCACGAAGCGCGGGCCAUAAAUCCGAGCAAAGAAACUCGGUCCGUAACUUGCUGUGCGGACCGAGAAAACGAGGUAAGUAAGAGGUAUGAAAUACUGAGGUGAGUUGAAUUUACUUCUCGGAGUUAUAACUAGGGAUUGCUGCACUGACUUUCCACGUUACAAAAUACAUAAAAAAGAAAGAAAUAUACGUAGUAACCGAACUCAACCCAUAAACACUUGCUUACAGUUAACAACUCCAAGAUUGUUUCUGCGUUUGGUUUAUUCCAUGACAAGACGCCGCCAACAUGGGAACGAGGUCAAAUCGUGGGUUACAGCCUCGUUUCUGCGAUGGGGGAAGUACAUUUCAAAUCGGACUCCAGAAGAGAUUCAACCACAUUCAAGUUCCCGUCACUUGUAAAUACGAUCUACUUGGAUAAAAUACCAAAAUGGAGCGAGCUCACUAUUGGGAAAACUGUGUUGGUCGAGGUUCCACCGGGAAAUUUUCAUACUGGAAAAAUUGUGGCACGAUUCAAUUUCACUGUAGCAGACACAAAUAACAGAAGAGUAACAGUUCAGAUUUCAAAGCUUAGGAAGACUUUUGAGUAUCAAAAUGUACGGGUGAAAGGUAGGCCUGUGUAUCUGACGCUCAGCUGCCGUAAGAACGACAUUCAUCAAUAAAUAUUAAGUUAUAAUCCAUUAGUUCUAACCAAUGAUAUCAUCCACGUAGGAAUGGAUGCUUGCCGAUAUUUUGAAGUUGAUUGUGACGACCAACUUGAAGUCUGUUACCAAAUAUACCUCACCAAAUGGUUGCCAGCACCGGCUCAGUACUAUUGCUCCUGUAGGGAAGGUUUUAAAAGACACCCAACUAAAAAGUGCCUUCGUAAGUAAAUCUGUUGUAACGAACAAGUCAGCCACUAGUAAAGUCAUAUUUUUUUCCAACGGAAGUAUCCCUGCACAUCUUAACGAAAGCGUAAGGGGAGCACGGUUUCUGCUGCGCGUGGGAAAAUCCGCCAUCUUGAGAAAAAUGGGAAUUUUUCUAUAUUUCUCUUCUUUUCCCACCCAUCAACACUUCUUGGAUAAAUAUCAGUAUCUGGGCAACUGCCCACUUACCCCUCCCCUAACCCAACAUUCACCCUGACUUGUUAUCAACUAACUGUUGUUGGGUUAGGGGAGGGGGAAGUGGGCAGUUGCCCAGAUACUGAUAUUGAUCUCACUUCUUCCUACCCACGCUCAAGACAGUGACGUAACCCUUGCCGUAACGCAUACAACUCAUUCUUGAGGCAAUCAUCAAAACAUCAUGUAGUUUAAAAGCAUUCAAAUAUAACAAGCAAAAAUCACCCGCUCUCCCCUCUACCACUUCUAAGCUGGAUACUUCAAGCUUCGCAAGUCUUAAUCCUUUAACUCCCAGAUCAAAUUCGUUAUUCUCCUUACUGUUAACCACACAAUUCUCAUGAUGUUACUUCAGAAAUUUAGUAUUGGAUCAACUAAUAAUUCUCAAAUAUAUAUUUUUCUUUAUUCUCAUCACUUAUCUGGUUAAUAUUGUAUCGGUAUUGUAAGGAGAAAUUCUGUCUUGGUCACCCAUAGGAGUUAAAGGGUUAAACAAAUUCAGGUUUGAAAGAUUUAUUCAGACACCUUGUUGUGCGGCAUUUUCUAAUGACGACGCAUUUGUAACAACCUACGCAAUUUGUGAUGACGGUGGUGGCAUUUUGUAAUAAUUUGCCAAUUUUUUAAAAGGUGUUUCAGCGUUUUGCAAUGAGAAUGAGCUACGUAUUUUGUUACAUAAUCUGUAAUAAACGCAACAGCAUUUUGUAAUAAUCGUCGGUCUGCUCAAUUCAGUUGUAACAUGUUGACGCAAAUUGUAAUAAUCUCAAUUUUGUCGCAAAAACUUAUAGUACUGUCCAAAAGUAAUGCAAACGAUUAUCGUCGAAUAUCGCUCCUUGUUCUUCCGAGAUAUUGCUGCGGAAAUGUUUCCUGGAACUUAUCAUUGAGUUGAAGUAGCUGUUUAAGUAAUGUAACUCUUUCUUCUUUAAGGCUCUAAAAUUGAUGCUUGACAAAUCAUUUUUCAGAGGAGGAAAACUGCAAAUACCCAAUCUGUAGGACAAUACUUUUUUGCAAGACUCGAGAAAAAAAUUUAAUUUGCUGCAGGAUGCUGUUACAAAUUUCGUAGACCGACGAUUAUAGCAAAAUACGGCAGCCUCUAUUACAAAUGCGUAGCUCGCCGUUAUUACAAAAUACUGCCAUGCGUACAUGUAUUACAAAAUGCGUAACUUAUUACAAAAAGCCACAACUGUUGUUACAAAAUGUGUCGCUAUUACAAAAUGCCGAACACACCCUACGCAUUGAAAUUUCCUUUUCUCCCGUCAUUCCAGCACUGAGAUCAAAGGAUCCAAUACAAGAAAUAGAAGAACCUUCUGAAGAAAAAUCAAAGAAACCGAUCAAAUGGAGAGAAAACAAAUCAAACAUCGGAGUUAUGAUAGCGAUCGUUGCAGGCUGUGUUGUGCUGAUAAAUGUUGUAGCUGUUUGUCUAUGGGGGUAGGUAGUUUACAAAUAUCAAUUACAACUUAGGAUUUAGUUUCUGUGCGGUAUAAGUAAACAGACAUCUCACUCAUUGAUGCAAGAGCGUUUAUCAUCAACCACCUGAUACGUUUCAGGUGGUUGAUGACAACUUUCCCACCCAUUUCAAAACAUUUAAAAGCUUAUUAAAAAAAAAUUAUUUUAACCAACAAAUGGACUCAUCUUGGUAUUAUAUUUCUUUGGAAAGUUGACAGUACGUAAUUCAAUUUUCAUGUCGCUGUGCAGACCAUGGCUGUCAUGGCGUUAGGACCAGAACCAUUCCAUUCCCACUGACUAAAACAAAAUUUCCCCCACAAAAUAUCAAUACAAUAUCGAGUAGACAAGUGAUGACAAUGAAGAAAAAGAGCUAAGGGGGUUAUCAGCUGAUCCAAUACCAAUUCUCUGAACUAUCAUCAUAAGAAUUGCACGGCAGACAGCAAGGAAUCUUGGGAGUAACAGGGUUGAUUAGAUACCAUAUGCUCUUUCUCAGGAGCUACGGCAUCCGCGUUCCGAGCUCCAAACCAAUAAUAACAGACAGUAAUAUUACUUAAGAGCAAAACAAAACAGUAAAAAUGACUGAACAUUUUCCUUUGAUCAGAUUGUUCACCUAACAUCUUUGAUGGUGUGCAUUCGAUAUUUGUAGGAACGCUCCCAGGGAAAUGACCAGCGAGGAAAGACUUCGGCGAGCACUCAUCAAAGAGAUCCAUGCAACAAUGGGAGUCGAAGAGGAAGAGGUUGAAGAAGCGAGUUGCUUGUGUUGUUCCAAACAAGGAACCUCGAGGACAACUGAAAAUGACUUUAAAAUUGCCAUGAAGCCGACUAAAAUCGAUAAGAAUGUGGAAAUGGCGCGACAGUUGCAUCAAGAAAUGGAACAUCGAAAGAACCUUAAGGCUAGCUUGAUGACAAGGGUGGCUGAAAUAAGGAAGGACUCAAUGACAAAUGAAAAUGAUAACGUAAUGGACUCAAAGUCACUCAUAAAGACAACUGAAAACUACAACAAGGUGGAUUCGACCAGAACUGAAAAUGAGAUCAAGGAUGAUUCGAAGACUACUGAUGAUGCCGUCGAAACAGCUGUAGAUGACACAAAUACGGUCUCAGUGACCAUCCAUAAUGACACCAAAACGAGUGCUUAUGACAUCGACAUCGACUCUAAAACCAAAGAAUAUGGAACCAAGGAAGAUUCGAUAACAACCGGAAAUAACUCCAAGUCAUUCAUAAAGACAACUGAAAACUACAGCAAGGUGGAUUCGACCAGAACUGAAAAUGAGAUCAAGGAUGAUUCGAAGACAACUGAUGACGCCGUCGAGACGGGCUUGCAAGCGGCUGAAAAUGACAACAUGACAGUCUCACAGACUACAACCCCUGAAAAUGACAUCGAUACGGGAUUGGAAACAUCUGAAAAUGAAAGCAGGUAUGAUUCGACGAUAACUGAAAAUGAUGCCGAGUCAGCCUUAGCGACGGUUGAAGAUGACACCAACAUGGACACCAACAUGGAUUCGACCAGAACUGAAAAUGAGAUCAAGGAUGAUUCGAAGACUACUGAUGAUGCCGUCGAGACGGGCUUGCAAACGGCUGAAAAUGACAACAUGACAGUCUCACAGACUACAAACCCUAAAAAUGACAUCUAUACGGGAUUGGAAACAUCUGAAAAUGAAAGCAGGAAUGAUUCGACGAUAACUGAACAUGAUGCCGAGUCAGCCUUAGCGACGGUUGAAGAUGACACCAACAUGGACACCAACAUGGAUUCGACCAGAACUGAAAAUGAGAUCAAGGAUAACUCGAAGACAACUGAUGAUGCCGUCGAGACGGGCUUGAAAACGGCUGAAAAUGACAACAUGGCAGUCUCACAGACUUCAACCCCUGAAAAUGACAUCGAUACGGGAUUGGAAACAUCUGAAAAUGAAAGCAGGAAUGAUUCGACGAUAACUGAACAUGAUGCCGAGUCAGCCUUAGCGACGGUUGAAGAUGGCACCAACAUGGACACCAACAUGGAUUCGACCAGAACUGAAAAUGAGAUCAAGGAUGAUUCGAAGAAUACUGAUGAUGCCGUCGAGACGGGCUUGCAAACGGCUGAAAAUGACAACAUGACAGUCUCACAGACUACAACCCCUGAAAAUGACAUCUAUACGGGAUUGGAAACAUCUGAAAAUGAAAGCAGGAAUGAUUCAACGAUAACUGAACAUGAUGCCGAAUCAGCCUUAGCGACGGUUGAAGAUGACACCAACAUGGACACCAACAUGGAUUCGACCAGAACUGAAAAUGAGAUCAAGGAUGAUUCGAAGACUACUGAUGGUGCCGUCGAGACGGGCUUGCAAACGGCUGAAAAUGACAACAUGACAGUCUCACAGACUACAACCCCUGAAAAUGACAUCUAUACGGGAUUGGAAACAUCUGAAAAUGAAAGCAGGAAUGAUUCGACGAUAACUGAACAUGAUGCCGAGUCAGCCUUGGCGACGGUUGAAGAUGACACCAACAUGGACACCAACAUGGAUUCGACCAGAACUGAAAAUGAGAUCAAGGAUGACUCGAAGACAACUGAUGAUGCCGUCGAGACGGGCUUGCAAACGGCUGAAAAUGACAACAUGACAGUCUCACAGACUACAACCCCUGAAAAUGACAUCGAUACGGGAUUAGAAACAUCUGAAAAUGAAAGCAGGAAUGAUUCGACGACAACUGAACAUGAUGCCGAGUCAGCCUUAGCGACGGUUGAAGAUGACACCAACAUGGACUCAAAGACAGCGGAAAAUAAUAUUGAGGAUUUAAGGGUGGCUGAAAAUGUUGUCGAAUCGAGCCUGGAGACGACUGAAAAUGUCGCGAAGAUGGUUUCAAAGACGACUGAAAAUGAGACCAAUGACUCGACACCUGAAAUUUGCGUCAUAACGGACUUGAAAACGACUGAAAAUGACAACAAGAUGGACCCUCAUGCGAUUGAAAAC
Molecule: messenger RNA, 11726 nt
Organism: Pocillopora meandrina
Lineage: Eukaryota; Metazoa; Cnidaria; Anthozoa; Scleractinia; Pocilloporidae
Source: the annotation of a GenBank genome assembly